GGGCACUGUCGAUGCAGGUCCUCCUCAACUUCAACCCGAAGUAUUUAGGCCGGCAGAGGGGCGAAAAGUUUCGAGCCGGCCGUUUAAGGGACGCGGCGUGGGCGGGACAGGCAGCGGAGGGAUUCUGGGUGCGCGCGGAGAGGCCGCUGGCGCGGAGCUAGUGGCGCCAGAAUUCGGAGCGCGGAAGAGCCUGAGCGGCUGUCGGUCGUACGCGAGCCCGUCUCUCGCCACGGGCGCCGGGCGAGGAGACAGGGAAGAUGGUGGUUCUCCGCAGCAGCCUGGAGCUGCAUAGCCAUUCCGCCUCCUCGGCCACGGACCCUCUGGACCUGUCCAACGAGUUCCUCAGCCUGGAGCAGCUCGGCCGGAGGCGGCUCCGCUCGGCCCGUGCCGCCGAGCAGUCCGCCGUCACCGUCGCCGCCGCGGGCGAUGGGUCUUCAGUUAAAGAAGUUGAAACCUACCACCGGACACGUGCUUUAAGGUCUUUGAGAAAAAAUGCACAGAAUUCUUCAGAUUCUAGUUUUGAUAAGAAUAUGGAAAUAACAGAGAAACAUGCUAAUGGAAGGCAUUUUACAAGGCAGUUGGCCAGACAGCAGGCUGAUAAGAAGAAAGAAGAGUGCAAAGAAGAUAAAGUGAUUCCAGUUACUCGGUCACUGAGGACUAGAAACAUCGUUCAAACUAAAGAACACUUGCAUGAAGAGAAUGGUGACGUUGAAGUUCGCCGCAGUUGCCGGAUUAGAAGUCGCUAUAGUAGUGUGAACCAGUCUGUGCUGUUUGACAAACUUAUAACAAACACUGCUGAAGCUGUACUUCAGAAAAUGGAUGACAUGAAGAAGAUGCGUAGACAGCGAAUGAGGGAACUUGAAGACUUGGGAGUGUUUAAUGAAACAGAAGAAGGGAAUCUUAAUAUGUACACAAGAGGAAAACAAAAAGGUAUUCAAAGAACGGAUGAGGAAACAACUGACAAUCAAGAAGGCAGUGUGGAAUCAUCUGAAGAGGGUGAAGACCAAGAAGAUGAAGAUGAUGGUGAAGAUGAUGAAGAUGAAGAUGAUGAUGAUGAUGAUGAUGAAGAUGAUGAUGAAGAUGAAGAUGAAGAGGAUGGGGAAGAAGAUAAUCAGAAACGAUACUAUCUUAGACAGAGAAAAGCUACUGUGUACUACCAGGCUCCACUGGAAAAACCUCGUCACCAGAGAAAGCCCAACAUUUUUUAUAGUGGCCCAGCUUCUCCUGCAAGACCAAGAUAUAGAUUAUCUUCUGCUGGACCAAGAAGUCCUUAUUGUAAACGAAUGAACAGGCGAAGGCAUGCAAUCCACAGUAGUGACUCUACUUCAUCUUCCUCUUCUGAAGAUGAACAACACUUUGAGAGGCGAAGAAAAAGGAGCCGUAAUAGAGCUAUCAACAGGUGCCUCCCGCUAAAUUUUCGGAAAGAUGAAUUAAAAGGAAUUUAUAAAGAUAGAAUGAAGAUUGGAGCAAGUCUUGCGGAUGUUGAUCCAAUGCAACUAGAUUCUUCAGUACGAUUUGAUAGCGUUGGCGGCCUGUCUAAUCAUAUUGCAGCUCUAAAAGAGAUGGUGGUGUUUCCAUUACUUUAUCCAGAAGUCUUUGAAAAAUUCAAAAUUCAACCUCCAAGAGGUUGUUUGUUUUAUGGCCCACCUGGAACUGGAAAAACUCUGGUUGCCAGAGCACUUGCCAAUGAGUGCAGUCAAGGGGAGAAGAGAGUAGCGUUCUUCAUGAGGAAAGGUGCUGACUGUCUGAGUAAAUGGGUAGGAGAGUCUGAGAGACAGCUCCGAUUACUGUUUGAUCAGGCUUAUCAGAUGCGCCCAUCCAUUAUUUUUUUUGAUGAAAUCGAUGGUCUGGCUCCAGUACGAUCAAGCAGGCAAGAUCAAAUUCACAGUUCCAUUGUUUCCACCCUGCUAGCUCUUAUGGAUGGAUUGGACAGCAGAGGAGAAAUUGUGGUCAUUGGUGCAACCAACAGACUGGAUUCUAUCGAUCCUGCUUUGCGAAGGCCUGGUCGCUUUGACAGAGAAUUCCUUUUCAGCCUACCUGACAAAGAUGCUCGAAAAGAAAUUCUUAAGAUUCACACAAGGGAUUGGAAUCCUAAACCACUGGACAUAUUUCUAGAAGAACUAGCAGAAAACUGUGUUGGAUACUGUGGUGCAGAUAUUAAGUCAAUAUGCUCUGAGGCUGCUUUAUGUGCUCUGCGUCGACGCUACCCACAAAUCUAUACUACUAGUGAGAAACUACAGUUGGAUCUCUCUUCAAUUAACAUCUCAGCUAAGGAUUUUGAGGUAGCUAUGCAAAAGAUGAUACCAGCUGCCCAAAGAGCUGUGACAUCACCUGGGCAGGCAUUGUCCACUGUUGUGAAACCACUCCUGCAAAGCACCGUUCACAAGAUCUUAGAAGCCCUGCAGAGAGUAUUUCCACAUGCAGAAAUCAGAACAAAUAAAGCAUUGGAUUCAGAUAUUUCAUGUCCUCUGCUAGAAAGUGACUUGGCAUACAGUGAUGAUGAUAUUCCAUCUGUAUAUGAGAAUGGGCUUUCUCAAAAAUCCUUUAAGGCAAAAGAAAAUUUUAAUUUUCUUCACUUGAAUAGAAAUGCAUGUUAUCAACCUAUGUCUUUUCGACCAAGAAUAUUGAUAGUGGGAGAACCAGGCUUUGGGCAAGGUUCUCAUUUGGCACCAGCUGUCAUCCAUGCUUUGGAAAAAUUUGCAGUAUAUACAUUAGACAUUCCUGUUCUUUUUGGAGUCAGUGCUACAUCUCCUGAAGAAACGUGUGCCCAGGUGAUUCGUGAAGCUAAGAGAACAGCACCAAGUAUAGUAUAUGUUCCUCAUAUCCACCUGUGGUGGGAAAUAGUUGGACCAACACUCAAAGCCACAUUUACUACAUUGUUACAGAAUAUUCCUUCAUUUGCUCCAGUUUUAUUACUUGCAACUUCUGACAAACCCCAUUCUGCUCUCCCAGAAGAGGUCCAAGAAUUAUUUAUCCGUGAUUAUGGAGAAAUUUUCAAUGUCCAGUUACCUGGUAAAGAAGAACGAACAAAAUUUUUUGAAGAUUUAAUUCUAAAGCAAGCUGCUAAGCCUCCUUUAUCAAAAAAGAAAGCAGUUUUGCAGGCCUUGGAGGUACUCCCUGUAGCACCACCACCUGAGCCAAGACCACUGACCGUAGAAGAAGUGAAACGACUAGAAGAACAAGAAGAAGAUACAUUUAGAGAACUGAGGAUUUUCUUGAGAAAUGUUACACAUAGGCUUGCUAUUGACAAGCGAUUCAGAGUAUUUACUAAACCUGUUGACCCUGAUGAGGUUCCUGAUUAUGUCACUGUGAUAAAGCAACCAAUGGACCUUUCAUCUGUAAUCAGUAAAAUUGAUCUCCACAAGUAUCUGACUGUGAAAGACUAUUUGAGUGAUAUCGACCUAAUCUGUAGUAAUGCUUUAGAAUACAAUCCAGAUAGAGAUCCUGGAGAUCGUCUUAUUAGGCAUAGAGCCUGUGCUUUAAGAGAUACGGCCUAUGCAAUAAUUAAAGAAGAACUUGAUGAAGACUUUGAGCAGCUUUGUGAAGAAAUUCGGGAAUCUAGAAAGAAGAGAGGUUGUAGCUCCUCCAAAUAUGCCCCAUCUUACUAUCAUGUGAUGCCAAAGCAAAAUUCCACCUCUGCUGGUGAUAAAAGAUCAGAUCCAGAGCAGAAUGAAAAACUCAAGACAACCAGUACUCCUGUGGCUUGCAGUACUCCUGCUCAGUUGAAGAGAAAAAUCCGCAAAAAGUCAAAGUGGUACUUAGGCACCAUAACAAAACGAAGGAGGAUUUCACAGGUGAAAGAUGAGAGCCAGAAUGUCACAGAUGACAAAAUUGAGAGUGAUACAGAGGAAAAUCAAGAUACAAGUGUAGACCACAAUGAGACUGGAAACACAGGAGAGUCCUCAGUGGAAGAAAAUGAAAAGCACCAAAAUGCCUCUGAAAGCAAAAUAGAAUUGGGGAAUAAUAAUUCAAGUAUCUGUGGUAUUGAAAAUGAACUUGAAGAAUCUGGGAAGACCAGAGCAUGCACAGAAGUGAGGAAAGAUAAAGUUGUCUGCAAUGGAGAUGCUUCUGGCUGUCAGAUAAUAGAUACUUCUGAUGAAAAUGAAGCAAAAGAAAUGUGUGUUCUGCGAAUGACUCGAGCUAGACGUUCCCAAGUAGAACAACAGCAGCUCAUCAGUGUUGAAAAGGCUUUGGCAAUUCUUUCCCGGCCUACACCCUCACUUGUCGUGGACCAUGAACAAUUAAAAAAUCUUUUGAAGACUGUUGUUAAAAAAAGUCAAGAAUACAAUAUUUUUCAGUUGGAAAAUUUAUAUGCAGUAAUCAGCCAGUGUAUUUAUCAGCAUCGCAUGGACUAUGACAAAACAACACUUAUUCAGAAAAUGGAGCAAGAGGUAGAAAACUUCAGUUGUUCCAGAUCAUGAUGCCCUGGUAUCAAGUAUUCUUUAUAUUCAGUUGCUAUUUAAUUCACCUUUGUCAUGUCCAUAUAAGUGAUACAAGAUGAAAUCCUGCAUCUUUAAGGAAAUGAUUAAAAUAGUAAAUAAAAAUAUUUAAACUUUUCUGGUAUUUAUGUACAUGUGUAAGAUAAAUUACAGCGAUAACUGAUAAAUAUUUGACGUUUGAACAAGGCACUGUAGUAAUAGUAAUUCUCUAGUGUAUCAGUAGUUGAAGUAUGGCCAACUCUUAAUAAAAGUUAUUUUGAUAACUAAUGUUUUAUGGCACUUAAGAGUAAUUAGUGACAUUGACAUUUUUUUGUUUUAAGCACUUUUAAUGUUUUUCCUUCCUAAAAAUAUUUUCUUGUAUCAGACUAGAAACUUCCUGAACCAUUGUGUCUUUGUGUCUUUGCCAUCCUUUUGUUCUUGUUCUUUUCAGUGUCCAUCUCCUAUUUGCCUUUAGCUUUCUUUCCCCAUUUACCUAAAAGCCAGGGUUCGGGUCAUCUGUGGGAAGGCCCUGAACAGCUUCUGUACUUGAAUGUCAAAAUUCAGAUAAACAUUUUUAUAAUUCUAAUUUGGGUUAAUAAAGAUUUUUAAUAUUUUUUGUUUAUUUUUAUGAUUAUACACACAGCAAAUGUAUUAAUAUCUACUUGUUCAAUAUCUUUUUAAUAGCACAAAGGUUUUAUAUUUGAAAACUCUCUAUAUCUUUCUAAAUUUGUGCUUAGGUUGUAUUCUAUAGAUAGUUUUUAUAUACAAUUAUAUAAAUAUAAAUAUUAUAAAUUUUGUAUUAAUGAUACCAAAAAUACAUUUCUUUCUUAAAGCAAUAAAAUCAUUCACCGCCAUGCAUAUUCUCUUGUUUUGUUUUUUUACAAAGACAUUCUAAUAUUAGUUUGUGAAAUAGUUGGAAACUUCCUUCAAGGGGAAUAGGAGUUAAGGAUCUCAUAUGAGAGAGUCUGGAUUCUAAAACGGUUUCCGAGUUGAGCUGCCUUUUCUUGUUGAUUUAUCUGGAUAUUGUUAUUUAAAGCCUUAUAAAACCCAGGAAUUUAAAUACCUUAACAAAUAGAUAUCCUCUUAUAUAAUGCACAAAGCGAUGCCAGUCACUGAAAAAAUUUAAAGCAGUGUAUGUUUUUGCACUUAUGUAUACACACUCAUUUUUAUUGAAGCUUAUUAUAACUC
This is a messenger RNA of Zalophus californianus (California sea lion), 5606 nucleotides long. RefSeq names its product ATPase family AAA domain containing 2 (gene ATAD2). The coding region runs from base 258 to 4421 and encodes 1387 amino acids. Gene Ontology annotation, molecular function: ATP hydrolysis activity; histone binding; chromatin binding. The record is from RefSeq and is a predicted model, not a curated record. Gene Ontology annotation, cellular component: nucleus. The transcript is spliced from 28 exons. NCBI's taxonomy places the organism in Eukaryota, Metazoa, Chordata, Mammalia, Carnivora, Otariidae. Gene Ontology annotation, biological process: positive regulation of transcription by RNA polymerase II.